AGUUUCCUGUAUUGCGCUCAGCGCAUGCUGACCGGGUACAACGCUGCCAUAAAGGUAGCCGCCAAACGCAAUUCUCUUAAAGUGUGCCGGAUAUGCACUGUGUGCAGCGACCUCAGCAGUCCGAUCAGCACCAUUCCCACAUGUGGCGUAACGGAAAAAGCAGUGCACAAUUCGCCCCGGGUGCACUUUAGUCAGCCUAAACACUUCCAGUAGGCAGCUCUGCAGACAGAACGCUACAUUUGCUUUCUUCGCUUUAAUUUUCUGGAACAACCCCCCAACCCCCCCCCCCCCCCGGGGCGGGGGCGCGGAAGCCUCUCUCUCUCUCUUUGUUCUGCUAAUACCCAUUUGGAACGGAAUCUCUGCAGAGCUCUGAAGGUAACAAUGACAAUGGAGCCGUGGAGGACUAAGAGGAGGCUGAUUGUGGAAGUUGAGGACAGUGACAUUGACAAGGUGUACAAAUUCAAAAUAUUGUUACCAAAUGGGAAAGCUUUGGUCCUGACAUUGUGCGAACCACCAAAUGAAAUGCCCCUUGAAGAGUUUGUUGAUAAUGUGAAGCAUGAGUAUUUCCAAAGUAUAAGACAGUUGGACUUGGUGAACCCAAUAAAGCGCAUAAUGUGGAAGAGUAAAGAUGUGUACCUUGAAGAUGGUUAUGGAAAUAAGAUUAGAAAUAAAAUAUGUUUCACAAACUUUAAGAUGCACAAGUGCCAUAUUUUACAGCUUCAUGAUGGAUCUGCUGAUACUGCGGAUAAUUUUGAGAAUAUGUGGGAUUUGACACCUGAUACAGAAUUGCUAAUGGUGCUCCCUAAAGAAUAUACGUUUGAGACUGCUCUUGCUGAUUUGAUUGACAACUCACUGCAAGCAGUGUGGUGCAAUGGUGCAAAAGAAAGGAGAUUAAUCAGUGUGGAGAUUGCUGAGGAUAAAUUAUCAAUUUUUGACACUGGCCCUGGAAUGGAUGGUAGUGAUGAGAAUUCUAUAGUGAGAUGGGGAAAGAUGGGUGCCUCACUCCAUAGGUCAUUGAGAGGGGAGGCAAUAGGAGACAAACCUCCAUACUUGAUGCCUUUCUUUGGCAUGUUUGGGUAUGGAGGACCAAUGGCGUCCAUGCAUUUGGGGAGGCAUGCUUUAGUUUCUUCAAAGACAAGAGAGUCCAAGAAGGUUUUUACUUUACGUCUAGAGAGAGAGGCUUUAGUUAACAAAUCAGGCUCUGAACAUACUUGGAGGACGGAUGGUGGAAUAAGGGAUCCGUUUCAUGAAGAAAUUACUAAAUCACCACAUGGAAGCUUUACUAAGGUUGAGAUUUUUGAGCCUAAAUUGAAAAGAUUGGGCAUAUUUUCACUUCAAUGUAAACUCAAGGACAUCUACUUUCCCUAUAUUCAGUGUGAUGAUGUAUCCAGCAAAGGCAAGACAAUCAUGCCUAUUGAGUUUCAGGUCAAUGGCAUUGAUUUAGCUGAAAUUGAAAGUGGGGAGAUUGCAACAACAAACUUGCACUCUUGUAAUGGUCCUGAAUUUGUUCUACAACUUCGUUUUGACUGUAAGAAGGACAAUACUGCAACUAGAGGUUCAGGUCUCCAGAAGGCUCAUGCAUGCUUGAAGUGUGUUUAUUUUCCUAUUGUGGAGGGUAAAGAGAGUAUUGAGAGGAUUUUGGAAAAGUUAGAUGCUGAAGGACUUGGAAUUUCAGAAAGCUAUGAAACAUUUAGUCGCGUAUCUAUUCGACGGCUAGGUCGUCUACUUCCAGAUGCUCGAUGGGCACAACUUCCUUUCAUGGAACCUAGGAUUAAGAAAGGAGACAAAGCUCAAAUCCUGAAGAGAUCUUGCUUAAGAGUCAAAUGCUUCAUUGAUACUGAUGCUGGUUUUGAUCCAACACCUUACAAGACUGACUUGGCACAUCAUCAUCCUUAUACUGUUGCGCUGAGAAAUUUUGGCAAUAAGCCUCUUCAGAAUGAUAAAGAUGUCAACCUUGAAAUCUAUAAAGAUGAGAAACCAUUGUCUCUAUCACAACUGGAAAGGGACUAUCAAGAGUGGAUUUUCCAAAUGCAUGAUCAUUAUGAUGAAGAAAUUGACUGUGGUGAGGACCAGCCAGUUCUUGUUAUCAAACCAACAAACAGAAAAGGGCUUGGCAUUUCAUCUGAUGUUGCCAGGGUUCAUCGGAUUAUAAGGAGGAAAGGAAUAUCAUGGAAAUCUGGACAGAAAGUUAAGAUCCUCAAGGGGGCGUGUACUGGAUGCCACAAAAACAACAUUUAUGCUAUAUUAGAAUAUAUAUUGCUUGAGGGAUUUCAAGGGGAUUCAGGCGGGGGAGCUCGAAUUAUAUGCAGGCCACUAGGUCUUUCAGACGAGCGUGGCUGCACCCUUAUUGAGAAUGAUGGAAGCUUCAGUGUUGACAUUCGUGAAUCUAUGUCCUUACCCAUCAGUGUGAUAGACUCUGGAAAGUGUGUAGCUAUUGAAAGUGCCGAAUGGGAUUACCAAGUUGAGAGGCAACGCCAGAAAGCUCCAUCUGCAAUUGAUAUAUUGAGUGCUAAAGAUUGUCAUAAGCUAGAUGUUGAUUCGGUAUUACCUGUUGGCCCUUCAGUUUAUGCUGGACAUGUUCCUCCUAAUGAAAUUGUGGCAGUUGUUCGGCCCGUCAGUUUCUUUUCUUCUAAUGCUGCAAAGAACUUGGAUCAAAAGUAUAUCGUUAACAAUCAUUUGGAGAUGCAUGUGGAAAUUAAGUUUAUCAAUGAAGCUAUGGAUAUUCCAGAAAAGGCCCAUCAUAUUUAUUCAGGACACAUAGCACCUUCCUCGCGCAAAGGAUUCCAUGGCUUAUAUAUCCUUCCACUUGGAUCCAAGCUCCCAAAUUUAUUUCAAAAGGCUGGUGUUUAUACAUUUUCAUUUUAUGUUAAAAAUUCAGUUGUUAAAAGUUGUGAAAAGAGAGUAUCGGUCAAGGCAUCAUCUCAGGUUGGAAGGUGGGAACUCUUGGGUAGCGAAAAGAAUCUACCAUUUAAUGUAUGGGUUGGUUCAUGCUUUCCACCAUUCUCAAUUACAUGCAAUGAUGUAUAUGGCAAUCGGAUUCCAUUCAGAUCCAUUCCAAAUUUGAUUGUCAAAAUUGAUUUGAAAUGCGAUAAGCCUGCCAAUGUAAACAAAAUGAAUUUUUGCCUUUCAUCUGAUAGGUUGUUGCUCUUAGUUAAGAAUGUUCUAAUUGAAAGCAGUGAUUUGGACAAGAUUCGGCCAGAUUAUGGAGCUAAUUUAGUUAUUUGUACACAAGAUGAGUUGUUCUCAAUUUGCAUUCCAUGUCAUGUUACUCCUGGACCUUUACGACGUGUUGCAGUCCAACCAGCCAAAGUGGAGAACCAGUUGCUUCCUAGAUGUGUUGUUAAGGAUUUUAUAUUUGAGAUGUUUGAUAUGUAUGGUAAUCAUGUAAAAGAAGGCUUGGAAGUUCUAUUUGAGGUGGAUGGAUUUUGUUUUGAAGAUAAAAGAGGUCCAAAGCGAAAGGUGAAUGAUAAUGGAUGCAUUGACCUCAGUGGCCUCUUGAAAGUGACAGAAGGAUAUGGAAAAAAUGUGUCUGUUUCUGUAAUUUUUGAGAACAUCGUAAUUUUCAAGCAAGAGUUUCAGAUAGAGAAAAGGGGGUUGAGAGCUGCAUCUGGGGUUUGUAUGGAUUGUUUUGCUGGUUCUCAACUGGAAAAUAUUGUCUUUGAGGUUGUUAAUUCUGAUGGUGAAAUUGAUGAAACUUUUCACAAUGAAGAGAAAUUUGGCCAGUACCAUAUGCUAACAAUAAGGUCAGAGUUAUUUGAUAAAGGUGAUUCCAUACGAUAUGCAUUCCGGCAUGGGCGUUGCAUCAUUCCUGCCAUUCCCAUCCCUCAAACAGAAGGGGAAUACUUCCUUGUAGCUGCUCACUCUUGUCAACCAGAGCUCAAUUUGAGAGUCAAGGUCAUUGUGCAUGCUCCAGAAAUGGAACAAAAUGUUCUGCAACAAUGUUCAGAUGAAAAGAUCUUACUCCUCCAGGAUACAUGCAAUCCCACAAGUGUAAAUAACUUAAUGGUGUCCAUUGUGAAUGAUGUAAAGGAGCUUGAUGAUGAAGUCAACAAAUAUGGUUUGCGCAUUGGAGAUCUGGAAGAGAGAUUGAAAUGGCUUGAUGACCGCAAGGCAUUACUUGAGGAAGACAUGUUUGAGUUGCAAGCUUCUGUUGAACCUGUUAUUUUGAACCAUUCAGACUUGAUGUUUGAGAGAGAGGCAAUGAUGGAGCGGAUUGAGAGCAAGGGCGAUUCUGCAGCUGCUGUUUUCUGCAAUUUUUCUAGAAAAUCUCGAUACUAUGAUCUUGAGAAUGACUCUAUGAAAGAUAUACUUGAUAUCGUUGCACUUCUUGGAACAGUUCCAACAAAUAAUCUGAGCAGGAUACUAGCUGAGUACUUGGGUGAAGACCAAAUGCUUGCGAUUGUGUGCACAUCCUAUGCAGCUGCAUGUGCUCUUGAGAAGUAUGAACAAAAUGGAAAAGUAGAUCAUGAAUUUGCACUUCAUGCAAUUGCAACUGAAUUAGGAAGAAAAAUAAGUGGUCGGUUUCUUGUUAUAUGUCUUGAAGAUAUAAGGCCAUAUAAUGGGGAAAUUAAAGGCAAUGAUCCUCAGAGGAAACUGUUGUUGACUGAUCCUACCCAUCCAACUGGAAAGACCCCACCAGGUUUCUUAGGGUAUGCAGUUAAUAUGAUAAACCUGGACAUCCGUCAUGUACACACAACAACAUCUGCAGGGCAUGGUCUUCGGGAGACUUUGUUUUAUUGUCUUCUUGGUGAGCUCCAAGUGUAUGAAACCAGAGAAGACAUGAAACAGUCCCGUGCCAUUAUAAGACAUGGUGCUGUAUCCCUAGAUGGGGGCAUUAUGAGGCAAAAUGGAGUUGUUUCUCUUGGUUAUCGGGAACCGGAAAUACAGUUUCCAGUUGUUGCGUCAGAAAAUUUAAUGGGGGUGUCUUCCCAAAGCAUGGACAUCCUGAAGGAAAUGGAAGUAAAGAGGGCAGAUUUAAGAGAGACAGUAGCUGAAAUAGUGAAAGUUAACAAAUGGCAUGCAAAAACAUUGAAGAAGUUCAUGAAAAUGAAGGAGAGGUAUCUGAAGAUGAUGGAUGAGAAGGGACCCCUGAUAAGAGAUUAUUAUCUAGAAUGCCCACUCGGCAUGAAUAGGUCAACUCUCACCCCUUCGUGAUCUGGUUUGCCUCUUGAAUAUCUGUAAAUAGUUAGGUGGACAGAAUUUGACAAUGUUUUGAAAUACAUGUAAAUAGUUGCUUUGGGGAUGGGGGGAUGUUUUGUGGACAGAAUGCAGAAUGUAUAGUCUGAACUUCAUUUAUGGAAGGACAACAGCUUAAUUAAGUCAUUUAUGUCAGUCAGAUUAUAUCAA
This is a messenger RNA of Malania oleifera, 5346 nucleotides long. RefSeq names its product structural maintenance of chromosomes flexible hinge domain-containing protein GMI1. The record is from RefSeq and is a predicted model, not a curated record. Bases 382 to 5154 code for a protein of 1590 amino acids. Lineage: Eukaryota; Viridiplantae; Streptophyta; Magnoliopsida; Santalales; Ximeniaceae. The transcript has 38 exons.